This is a messenger RNA of Falco peregrinus (peregrine falcon), 930 nucleotides long. RefSeq names its product marginal zone B and B1 cell specific protein (gene MZB1). Lineage: Eukaryota; Metazoa; Chordata; Aves; Falconiformes; Falconidae. Gene Ontology annotation, biological process: regulation of B cell proliferation. The record is from RefSeq and is a predicted model, not a curated record. The coding region runs from base 50 to 628 and encodes 192 amino acids. Gene Ontology annotation, cellular component: endoplasmic reticulum chaperone complex; extracellular region. The transcript is spliced from 4 exons.
UUAUAGCUGCCCCACGCCUCCGCCCCGGCACUUUCGGCAUCGUGGCAGGAUGCUGCUGGCACUGGCGGCGUGGCUGGCCCUGAGCCUGCUGGUGGUAACGGGGUCUGAGAGGUGCGAGGGCCCCCCGGCCACCGCGUCCCGCUCCAUGCCUGCGCCCCAGCUCAGCCCCGAGGAGCGGCUCUCACCCCACAUGCCCGAAUCCCUGCGCUGCGACGCUUGCUACGCCAUCGCCUUCCAGAUCGAGGAGCAGCUGCGCAGGGCGGAGGGGAAGGUGGGCAGGAAGGUGCUGAGCGAGUCUGACUACACGGAGGUGCUGGAGAGGAGCUGCUCGCAGGGCUGGGACAGCUACGGGGUGCAGGAGCUGGAUGGGAAGAAGCGGCUGGCGGGGCCGGGGCUGCCGGGACAGGAGCCCAUGACCGUGAUGGUGAUGGGGGGGCCCUGGCCGGGCAGGCUGUCCAAGAUGUGCCACAGCCACGUGGGUGAGCGGGGAGAGGCGCAGAUCUACGGGGCGCACCGGCGGGGCCCGGCCGCGCUGCGCGAGCUGCUGUGCCACGGGGACAAGGGCGCCUGUGCCGGCGGCAAGGCCGGGGUGCCGGCACCCCCCAAGGCGCUGCAGAACGAGCUGUAGCCCCGCUGCGGUUAAUGCUUAAUGCCCCGGCGACCUUCGGAGCCGACUUCGUCCCCAGCGCCAGCCGACACGAGCCGGGAGGUGGGCACCGUCCCGGUGUCGCCCAUCACCGGCACCGCGACCGCCCCUGGACGCCCAGCCCAGCCGCGCCGGGGUGGUGGUGGCGGCAGCACGGCCGCCCCCCGCCAGCCGGGAAUUACUCUGUAACCCGCCGGCUCUAAUCUUUUACCAACGCGGGGCUCGCGGCGGGAGCGCCCCGGCCCCAGCGGCGGUGCCAGCCCUAAUUAAAGGAGUUAAUGGAU